This is a messenger RNA of Coregonus sp. 'balchen', 14999 nucleotides long. The record is from the annotation of a GenBank genome assembly. NCBI's taxonomy places the organism in Eukaryota, Metazoa, Chordata, Actinopteri, Salmoniformes, Salmonidae.
AUGACAUCUAGACUCCUCCCCUUCCUGGCGUGCAUCCUGCUCCUCGCCAUGCCCCUUCAGGCGCAGGAGCCCAGCGCUGCCGAAAUCCAGGACCUGAGCAUUAGAAACGCCGACUUCGCCGCCCGGCUGUACCGUGCUAUUGCUAGCACCUCUGAUGGCAACGUCCUUCUCUCCCCCUUCACCGUAUCUUUGGGCUUGGCUGCAUUGAUGAGUGGUGCCGAUGGUUCUACACGCGAGCAACUCCUUCAGGGCCUGAGUCUGAACGCUCUGGACCACCUAAGGAUCCCAGGUAUUUAGCCAUAGAGAAUAAAGAGGCAGACCAGUAAGUAGAGGGUGGCAGGUUUGAAUCCCAGGCUUGCCGUUGUGCCCUUGAGCAAGGCAUUUUACCUCAAAUAGCUACAUGGGCAUUGCUCUGCGGCUGACCCUAUACUGUUUCCAUAUUUUUUAUGCUUGUUUGUGCUUACAUUUAAAUUCUAUUCUAUGCCAGAACUGUUCCAGAGUGUCCGGGAGAGCGUGGCCGAGAGCGGGCUCGUGAACCAGGGUAUUGGCAUCCUCCCCCGCCAGCAGUUCAAAGUGGACUCGGCCUACCGAGAUGUGGUGCAGACCCAGUACGCAGGAAACAUCCAAGGGCUGGACUACAACGAAGGGGCAGCCAAGGACACCAUCAACAAGUUUGCCUACGACUACACGGGGGGGGAGGUGAAGGAGGUAAUCAGUACCAUCGACCCCCAGACCCAGAUGAUGCUCAUCACUGCCGUCUUCUUUCAAGGUGAGGAGGGUGUAGGAACAGGGGUUCAAUUGGGGGCAUACAGAAUUUUGUGUCUAUUUGAUUCCCUUUCCUCUAUAUCUCACCAGGCCAGUUUGCCCUCGCCUUCAAUGCCAGCUUCACCCAGUAUGAGCGCUUCUACGUGAACAAGUACAACAUUGCCACGGUCCCCAUGAUGUUCCGCUCCGACAAGUAUCAUCUGGCAUACGACCGCUCGCUCAAGCUGGGCGUCCUGAAGCUGCCCAUGACGGGCGGCACUGCCAUGCUGGUGCUUCUGCCCGACAAGGAUGUGGACUACACCUCCAUCGACGAGGAGAUCACGGGAGAACGCUUCCAAGGCUGGCUCAAACAGCUCAAGAGGACGUAGGUGGUAUGGCACUACAGCAAUGGAAUAGGUUGCGUUUAUAUAGCAUAUUUCACUAGGGCCCGUAUUCAAUCCAUAGUGCAGUGUAUUGGACAUCCAUAGUGCAGCUUUUAAAGGCAUUUUCUCUAACAUUUGCUCAAUUGUAAAUUACCUACAGAGGUUUUUUGCCUCAUUCAAGGGGCGCCUGCAAUAUUCCGCUUUAUCAGCUGUGCUCCUACCGUUCUGGUGGCCGUUCACGUGCCGUUUUCCUCACAAAGCCCACCCGCCCUUUUCACAUUAAAUCUGCCAGUCGGAAGCAAGACGCUUUUUCAUAGCUACAGUGGGGGAAAAAAUUAUUUAGUCAGCCACCAAAUGUGCAAGUUCUCCCACUUCAAAAGAUGAGAGAGGCCUGUAAUUUUCAUCAUAGGUACACGUCAACUAUGACAGAUAAAAUGAUAAUUUUUUUCUCCAGAAAAUCACAUUGUAGGAUUUUUUAUGAAUUUAUUUGCAAAUUAUGGUGGAAAAUACGUAUUUGGUCAAUAGCAAAAGUUUCUCAAUACUUUGUUAUAUACCCUUUGUUGGCAAUGACACAGGUCAAACGUUUUCUGUAAGUCUUCACAAGGUUUUCACACACUCUUGCUGGUAUUUUGGCCCAUUCCUCCAUGCAGAUCUCCUCUAGAGCAGUGAUGUUUUGGGGCUGUCGCUGGGCAACACGGACUUUCAACUCCCUCCAAAGAUUUUCUAUGGGGUUGAGAUCUGGAGACUGGCAAGGCCACUCCAGGACCUUGAAAUGCUUCUUACGAAGCCACUCCUUCGUUGCCCGGGCGGUGUGUUUGGGAUCAUUGUCAUGCUGAAAGACCCAGCCACGUUUCAUCUUCAAUGCCCUUGCUGAUGGAAGGAGGUUUUCACUCAAAAUCUCACGAUACAUGGCCCCAUUAAUUCUUUCCUUUACACGGAUCAGUCGUCCUGGUCCCUUUGCAGAAAAACAGCCCCAAAGCAUGAUGUUUCCACCCCCAUGCUUCACAGAAGGUAUGGUGUUCUUUGGAUGCAACUCAGCAUUCUUUGUCCUCCUAACACGACAAGUUGAGUUUUUACCAAAAAGUUAUAUUUUGGUUUCAUCUGACCAUAUGACAUUCUCCCAAUCCUCUUCUGGAUCAUCCAAAUGCACUCUAGCAAACUUCAGAUGGGCCUGGACAUGUACUGGCUUAAGCAGGGGGACACGUCUGGCACUGCAGGAUUUGAGUCCCUGGCGGCGUAGUGUGUUACUGAUGGUAGGCUUUGUUACUUUGGUCCCAGCUCUCUGCAGGUCAUUCACUAGGUCCCCCCGUGUGGUUCUGGGAUUUUUGCUCACCGUUCUUGUGAUCAUUUUGACCCCACGGGGUGAGAUCUUGCGUGGAGCCCCAGAUCGAGGGAGAUUAUCAGUGGUCUUGUAUGUCUUCCAUUUCCUAAUAAUUGCUCCCACAGUUGAUUUCUUCAAACCAAGCUGCUUACCUAUUGCAGAUUCAGUCUUCCCAGCCUGGUGCAGGUCUACAAUUUUGUUUCUGGUGUCCUUUGACAGCUUUUUGGUCUUGGCCAUAGUGGAGUUUGGAGUGUGACUGUUUGAGGUUGUGGACAGGUGUCUUUUAUACAUAUAGUGGUCCUCUGUAGCUCAACUGGUAGAGCACGGCGCUUGUAACGCCAAGGUAGUGGGUUCGAUCCCCGGGACCACCCAUACACAAAAAAUGUAUGCACGCAUGACUGUAAGUCGCUUUGGAUAAAAGCGUCUGCUAAAUGGCAUAUUAUUAUUAUUAUUAUUAUACUGAUAACAAGUUCAAACAGGUGCCAUUAAUACAGGUAACAAGUGGAGGACAGAGGAGCCUCUUAAAGAAGAAGUUACAGGUCUGUGAGAGCCAGAAAUCUUGCUUGUUUGUAGGUGACCAAAUACUUAUUUUCCACCAUAAUUUGCAAAUAAAUUCAUUAAAAAUCCUACAAUGUGAUUUUCUGGAUAAAAAAAUUCUCAAUUUGUCUGUCAUAGUUGACGUGUACCUAUGAUGAAAAUUACAGGCCUCCCUCAUCUUUUUAAGUGGGAGAACAUGCACAAUUGGUGGCUGACUAAAUACUUUUUCCCCCUACUGUAUUAAGUAGUAGAUUCCCAAAUGCCCAAUAAAAAUACAAUAUAAAUUCAGCAAAAAAAGAAAUAUCCUCUCACUGUCAACUGCGUUUAUUUUCAGUAAACUUAACAUGUGUAAAUAUUUGUAUGAACCUAACAAGAUUCAACAACUGGGACAUAAACUGAACAAGUGCCACAGACAUGUGACUAACAGAAAUUGAAUAAUAUGUCCCUGAACAAAGCGGGGGGGGGUCAAAAGUAACAGUCAGUAUCUGGUGUGGCCACCAGCUGCAUUAAGUACUGCAGUGCAUCUCCUCCUCAUGGACUGCACCAGAUUUGCCAGUUCUUGCUGUGAGUUACCCCACUCUUCCACCAAGGCACCUGCAAGUUCCCAGACAUUUCUGGGGGGAAUGGCCCUAGCCCUCACCCUCCGAUCCAACAGGUCCCAGACGUGCUCAAUGGGAUUGAGAUCCGGGCUCUUCGCUGGCCAUGGCAGAACACUGACAUUCCUGUCUUGCAGGAAAUCACGCACAGAACGAGCAGUAUGGCUGGUGGCAUUGUCAUUCUGGAGGGUCAUGUCAGGAUGAGCCUGCAGGAAGGGUACCACAUGAGGGAGGAGGAUGUCUUCCCUGUAACACACAGCGUUGAGAUUGCCUGCAAUGACAACAAGCUCAGUCCGAUGAUGCUGUGACACCGCCCCAGACCAUGACGGACCCUCCACCUCCAAAUCGAUCCCGCUCCAGAGUACAGGCCUCGGUGUAACGCUCAUUCCUUCAGAGAUAAACGCGAAUCCGACCAUCACCCCUGGUGAGACAAAACCGCGACUCGUCAGUGAAGAGCACUUUUUGCCAGUCCUGUUUGCCGGUGGGUUUGUGCCCAUAGGCGACGUUGAUGUCUGGUGAGGACCUGCCUUACAACAGGCCUACAAGCCCUCAGUCCAGCCUCUCUCAGCCUAUUGCGGACAGUCUGAUCACUGAUGGAGGGAUUGUGCGUUCCUGGUGUAACUUGGGCAGUUGUUGUUGCCAUCCUGUACCUGUCCCGCAGGUGUGAUGUUCGGAUGUACCAAUCCUGUGCAGGUGUUGUUACACUGGUCUGCCACUGCGAGGACGAUCAGCUGUCCGUCCUGUCUCCCUGUAGCGCUGUCUUAGGCGUCUCACAGUACGUACAUUGCAAUUUAUUGCCCUGGCCACAUCUGCAGUCCUCAUGCCUCAUGUCAGUAGAAAGGCCUCUUUAGUGUCCUACGUUUUCAUAACUGUGACCUAAAUUGCCUACCGUCUGUAAGCUGUUAGUGUCUUAACAACUGUUCCACAGGUGGAUGUUCAUUAAUUGUUUAUCGUUCAUUGAACACGCAUGGGAAACAGUGUUUAAACCCUUUACAAUGAAGAUCUGUGAAGUUAUUUGUUUUUUUAUGAAUUUUCUUGGAAAUCCUGAAAAGGGGACGUUUAGUUAUUAAGCUGGAAUUGUGUAGUAAUGAAAAUAGGAAAUGUGUGUUCACCAGUAGGCAUGUCCCAAAACUCUGCUCAUCACUACUCAAAUUGCAGCAUCAUCAGUACUGACUUACCACUCCUGUAUAUAGUAAAUAAGUAGUGAAACACGUAUUAUUGAGUAGAACUUGUAAGGUAGUGAGGAAUAGUAAGUGGCAACUAGAAGCAAUUGCAUAAUAGGAACUAUUACAAAUUGAUGGUCCUCGAAAAUAAAUAUUAGCGCUUGAAAAAGUACUUGAAAGUCCUUGAAUUUGACAUGCCACUGUCUGUACAAACCCUGUCAGAGGUUUUCAUUGUCAAAGCAUAGAACAAAUGCUAUGGCACACAUAUCACCCCAUCCCACUAUCAAUGUCCUUAAACUUUAUUAUACAGUAUGUCAACAUACAGUAUAUUUCACUGACUGUGGUCCUUCAGGACAGGAGUUGUGCACAUCUGCCCCCAGAUAAGUGAUUGUCACAGCAUUAUUGAAAGACUACAAAGAAGUGAGAUUAAAAAGACCCUGUUCUCAACAACAAAACAUGUUGUUUAGGACAAUUAUACAACAUUAACAUGAAACGCUCAACCAUUGGCCAUACUGUAUGACCCAUUCCUAAUGAUUAUGAUGUCACUUCCUGUGUUGUACAGGAAGCUGGAGGUGCAGCUGCCAAGAUUUAUGCUGGAGCAGUCGUACUCCCUGCAGAAGGUCCUGCCAGGUCUGGGGAUAAGUGAGGCCUUCCAGGAGAGGGCUGACUUCUCUGGCAUCGGAGGGGAAACUGGCCUGAGGCUCUCUGAGGUCAGUUUGUGUGUAUGUGCAAUUGGUAUGUCAUCAGUAUGUGUAUGUGUGUGUGUGUGUGUGUGUGUGUAUCCGUCAUUGAGUGUGUAUAUCUGUGUUGUUCAUCAGUGUUUGUGUGUUUCUCCCGCAUGUACACUACCAGUCAAAAGUUUGGACACACCUACACAUUCAAGGGUUUUUCUUUAUUUUUACAACUUUUUACAUUGUAGAAUAAUAGUGAAGACAUCAAAACUAUGAAAUAAUACAUAUGGAAUCAUGUAGUAACCAAAAAAGUGUAUAUUUGACAUUCUUCAAAUAGCCACCCUUUGCCUUGAUGACUGCUUUGCACACGCUUGGCAUUCUCUCAACCAGCUUCAUGAGGUAGUCACCUGGAAGGCAUUUCAAUUAAUUAAUUUGGUAAAAGAUCAAGUCCAUAUUAUGGCAAGAAUAGCUCAAAUAAUGAAAGAGAAAUGACAGUCCAUCAUUACUUAAGACAUGAAGGUCAGUCAAUACGGAACAUUUCAAGAACUUUCAAUGUUUCUUCAAGUGCAGUCACAAAAACCAUCAAGCGCUAUGAUGAAACUGGCUCUCAUGAGGACCACCACAGAAAUGGAAGACCCAGAGUUACCUCUGCUGCAGAGGAUAAGUUCAUUAGAGUUACCAGCCUCAGAAAUUGCAGCCCAAAUAAAUGCUUCACAGAGUUCAAGUAACAGACACAUCUCAGCAUCAACUGUUCAGAGGGGACUGUGUGAAUCAGGCCUUCAUGGUCAAAUUGCUUCAAAGAAACCACUACUAAAGGACACCAAUAAGAAGAAGAGACCUGCUUGGGCCAAGAAACACGAGCAAUGGACAUUAGACCGGUGAAAAUUUGUCCUUUGGUCUGGAGUCCAAAUUUGAGGUUUUUGGUUCAAACCGCUGUAUCUUUGUGAGACGCGGUGUGGGUGAACAGAUGAUCUCCGCAUGUGUAGUUCCCACCAUAAAGCAUGGAGGAGGAGGUGUUAUGGUGUGGGGGUGCUUUGCUGGUGACACUGUCUGUGAUUUAUUUAGAAUUCAAGGCACACUUAACCAGCAUGGCUACCACAGCAUUCUGCAGCUAUACGCCAUCCCAUCUGGUUUGGGCUUAGUGGGACUAUCAUUUGUUUUUCAAAAGGACAAUGACCCAACAAAUCAAAUCAAAUCAAAUCAAAUUCUAUUGGUCACAUGCGCCGAAUACAACAGGUGCAGACAUUACAGUGAAAUGCUUACUUACAGCCCUUAACCAACAGUGCAUUUAUUUUAAACAAAAAAAGUAAGAAUAAAACAACAACAAAAAAAGUGUUGAGAAAAAAGAGCAGAAGUAAAAUAAAGUGACAGUAGGGAGGCUAUAUAUACAGUAAAAUAAAGUGACAGUAGGGAGGCUAUAUAUACAGGGGGGUACCGUUGCAGAGUCAAUGUGCGGGGGCACUGGCUAGUUGAGGUAGUUGAGGUAAUAUGUACAUGUGGGUAGAGUUAAAGUGACUAUGCAUAAAUACUUACUUAACACACCUCCAGGCUGUGUAAGGGCUAUUUUACCAAGAAGGAGAGUGAUGGAGUGCUGUAUCAGAUGACCUGGCCUCCACAAUCCCCCGACCUCAUCAGGGUUGGGUUAUAAAAAAAUAUCAGAAACGUUGAACAUCCCACGGAGCACCAUUAAAUCCAUUAUUAUAAAUGGAAAGAAUAUGGGUGGGGGGCACGCUCAAGUUUAAUGUUUUUUUGUCUAAUUUCUUGUUUGUUUCACAAUAAAAAAUAUUAUGCAUCUUCAAAGUAGUAGGUAUGUUGUGUAAAUCAAAUGAUAAAAACCCCCAAAAAAUCCAUUUUAAUUCCAGGUUGUAAGGCAACAAAAUAGUAAAAAUGCCAAGGGGGGUGAAUACUUUCGCAAGCCACUGUACCUUGUGCAGGUGUGUAACAGGCAUUACAGGCUUUGUUCCCUUGCGCGCGCUGAAUAAAUGUAAUUCAACCCCUGAAAACCCUCCCACUUGCUGACCAAAGAUUUUCUCAUUGAGUUUUCAUUCAAUAGGGUUUUCAGUAAAUGUAUCUUCAGCAUCCCUUUAAAUACGGUGUACCUUUUUAGUUAGAAUUUUGUCCACAGAAUAUAUCAAGAUGACGGGUUCUGAAUAUUAGGGAUCAUGAAAGAAAGCCAUCUAAAUAUAUGCAUAUUCGUCCCUGUUUCAGGAACAAUUGCUAGAUUUAAAAAUACUCUGAUUUUGUAGAAUAUUUUGUAAUCAUGAACGCACUAAAUAAUGAAAAAAGUGGUUUGAUUCAUUCUGAAAAUCACCACAUUCAGUUCUUCAACCCAUGGUAAUGUUGGAAGAUUAGUGUACAUUUGUAUUUGUAUUUAUUAAGGAUCCCCAUUAGCUGCUGCCAAGGGGUCCAGCAACAUUAAGGCAGUUAUAUACAAUUAAAAAUAUUACAUUUCACAACACAUUAAGUGUGUUCCCAUCAGGCCACUACUCUACUAUCACAUAUCUACAAUACAAAAUCCAUGUUUACGUGUGUGUAGAGUGUGUCUUAUCAGGUCUUAUUCAUGUAUUAAACUGUUUUUUCCCCUCAUCAAUCUACACACAAUACCUCAUAAUGACAAAGGAAUUUUGUUUUGCAAAUGUAUUACAAAUAAAAUACUGAAAUAUCACUUAAGUAUUCAGACCCUUUCCUCAGUACUUUCUUGAAGCACCUUUGGCAGUGAUUAGUGUCGAUUCUUCUUGGGUAUGACGCUACAAGCUUGGCACACUUGUAUUUGGGGAGUUUCUCCCAUUCCUCUCUGCAGAUCCGCUCAAGCUGUCAGGUUGGAUGGGGAGCGUUGCUGCACAGCUAUUUUCAGGUCUCUCCAGAGAUGUUAGAUCGGGUUCAAGUCCGGGCUCUGGCUCGGCCACUCAAGGACAUUCAGAGACUUGUCCCGAAGCCACUCCUGCAUUGUCUUGGCUGUGUGCUUAGGGUCGUUGUCCUGUUGGAAGGUGUACCUUUGCCCCAGUCUGGGGUCCUGAGCACUCUGGAGCAGGUUUUCAUUAAGGAUCUCUCUGUACUUUUCUCCGUUCAACCUUCCCUCAAUCCUGAUUAGUCACCCAGUCCCUACCGCUGAAAAAUAUCCCCACAGCAUGAUGCUGCCACCACCAUGCUUCACCGUAGAGAUGGUGCCAGGUUUCCUCCAGACGUGACGCUUGGCAUUCAGGGCAAAGAGUUCAAUCUUGGUUUCAUCAGACCAGAGAAUCUUGUUUCUCAUGGUCUGAGUCCUUUAGGUGACUUUUGACAAACUCCAAGCGGGCUAUCAUGUGCCUUUUACUGAGGAGUGGCUACCGUCUGGCCACUCUACCAUAAAGGCCUGAUUGGUGGAGUUCUACAGAGAUGGUUGUCCUUCUGGAAGGUUCUCCCAUCUCCACAGAGGAACGCUGGAGCUCAUUCAGAGUGACCAUUGGUUUCUUGGUCACCUCCCUGACCAAGGCCCUUCUCCCCCGAUUGCGUAGUUUGUCCGGGCGGCCAGCUCUAGGAAGAGUCUUGGUGGUUCCAAACUUCUUCCAUUUAAGAAUGAUGGAGGCCACUGUGUUCUUGAGGACCUUUAGUGCUGCAGAAGUUUUUUGGUACCCUUCCCCAGACCUGUGCCUCGACACAAUCCUGUCUCGGAGCUCUACGGACUAUUCCUUCAACCUCAUGGCUUGGUUUUUGCUCUGACAUGCACUGUCAACUGUGGGACCUUAUAUAGACAGGUGUGUGCCUUUCCAAAUCAUGCCCAAUCAAUUGAAUUUACCACUGGUGGAAUCCAAUCCAGUUUUAGAAACAUCUCAAGGAUGAUCAAUGGAAACAGGAUGCACCUGAGCUCAAUUUCGAGUCUCAUAGCAAAAGGUCUGUUUUAAAAAAAAAAUACAUUUGCACAAAUUUCUAAAAACCAGUUUCCGCUUUGUUCAUGAGAAAAAAUUAUAUUUGAUCAAUUUUAGAAUAAGGCUGUAACGUAACAAUGUGUAAAAAGUCAAGUGGUCUGAAUACUUUCCGAAUGCACUGUAUUUUUAUCUGUUUUUUAAAUCUGAUUCUACUGCUUGCAUCAGUUGCCUGAUGUGGAAUAGAGUUCCAUGUAGCCAUGACUCUAUGUAGUACUGUGCGCCUCCUAUAGUGUGUUCUUGACUUGGGGAUUGUGAAGAGACCUUUGGUGGCAUGUCUUGUGGGGUAUGCAUGGGUGUCCGAGCUGUGUGCUAGUAAUUUAAACUGACACCUCUGUGCAUUCAACAUGUCAACAGUUCUUACAAAAACAAGUAGUGAUGAAAUCAAUCUUUCCUCCACUUUGAGCCAUGAGAGAUGUACAUGCAUAUUAUUAAUGUUAGCUCUACGUGUACAUUUAAGGGCCAGCCGUGAUCCCCUGUUCUGAGCCAAAUGUAAUUUUCCGAGGUCCCUCUUUGUGGCACCUGACCACACGACUGAACAGUAGUCCAGGUGCGCCAAAACUAGAUCCUGUAGGACCUGCCUUGUUGAUAGUGUUGUUAAAAAGGCAGAGCGGCGCUUUAUUAUGGACCUCUCCCCAUCUUAGCUACUGUUGUAUCAACAUGUUUUGACCAUGACCGUUUACAAUCCAGGGUUACUCGAAGCAGUUUAGUCACCUCAACUUGCUGAAUUUCCACAUUCUCUAGUACAAGGUUUAGUUGAAUUUUAGGGUUUAGUGAAUGAUUUGUCCCAAAUACAAUGCUUUUAGUUUUUGAAAAAUUUAGGACUAACUUAUUCCUUGCCACCCAUUCUGAAAUUAACUGCAGCUCUUUAAGUGUUGCACUGAUUUCACUCGCUGUAGUAGCUGACGUGUAUGGUGUUGAGUCAUCCGCAUACAUGGCAUUUCCAUAUUUUCUGUCGAUGUUAUAACCAUGUAUUGCUACCACUAUCAUCAAAGGUAUUAUCUAAGUAAUUUUCAGAGAUUGUCAGAAUAUGAAUGUCAUUAGUUGCUAGCAAAUUAUUGAUUUCACGAACCUUGUGUCUUAAGCUACAUAUGUUAACGUAGGCUAUUUUUAGCACUCUUCUGGAAUGCUUGAUUGUUUUCAUUGCUUUACUGGGAAGCUUAGCAGAAGUAGACAUGCUCAUGUUAUUUAUGUUAGUGCAAAGUGAGCUGCACACAGUGUACUUCCUACUAGGGCACACCGCCUCAGUGCUAACAGUAUAACUCUGGUUCAUAGGCACAUGAUUACUGCAUGCAAUAGCUGUGGGAUCAGCAGAGGCAUUCAGGGCAGUUAGAGGGACAUAAAUUAGGUUACUUACAUUGUGUCUUCCAACGCCCCUGGGAUAAUGUACAUUUCCUGAGGCAUUAGGACAACUCAGCGACACAAUGGUAGGGAUUAACUGAGCUGGGCUUGGGUCAUUGAUAAGUCAUUAAUAAGGAACCCAAUUGAUUUGGAUUUGAUCCCAUCCUUAUAAAACAAGCUUUGUUUCCAGAAGGUAUCAACAUUUUCAAUAACUGUUACACCCACAGAGCUGCAAUAGUCAUGAGGCCAGAUAUGGAGGGCUAACAGUCUGCUGAAACAUUCAAUGCCACGAUUUAGAGAGGGCACAGGGCCAGAUAUUAUGGGGCGUUUGUUGGUGUCAAGCAGAGAACCAAUCAGUUCUUUAAAAUCAAUUUUCAGCUGUUCUGAGCUGCCCUUCAUAAUGUCAUUGAAUACCACAUGAACUAUGAUAGACUACAUUUCCUGAUGCAGGUGUCCUGUACUCGUGCUCCUGGAUAGCACAAUGUUUUUGCUCCAGGGACUGAGACAUUUCUCACCAUUGAACUGCCCAAAGAAACAAUGGCCGGAGAAGGGGAUGGAAAAAUGCUCCCAUUCCUACCCCUCACACAAUUCGUGGAACCUUUCACGGGCCCACGAGAAGCAGGAUAGCAUACAUAGAAUUAUAAUAGGGAGAAUAGUGUAAAAUAAUAGGCUAUACCCUCGUCUAUUGCCUGCAAUAACCAUGGAACUGUGUGAUGACACAGCCAAGUAUUGCACCAUGCGUCGGGUUCAAACUAUUACGGCUUGGUCUGCGCUCCGCUCCAUAACGAUUUCACUUCCAGUCAAAAGUUUGGACAAACCUACUCAUUCAAGGGUUUUUCUUAAUUUUUUUUACUAUUUUCUAUAUUGUAGAAUCAUAGUGAAGACAUCAAAACUAUGAAAUAACACAUAUGGAAUCAUGUAGUAACCAAAAAAGUAUUAAACAAAUCAAAAUAUAUUUUAUAUUUGAGAUUCUUCAAAUAGCCACCCUUUGCCUUGAUGACAGCUGUCACACUAGCCUUCGCUUUGGCUCCCCCUCCUGUCCAGCUCAGGCAUUUGGCGUCACCGGCCUUCUUGCUGCUGCCGAACCUGCUGCAAGCAAACGCCCUUCAAUCAUCAACCCCGGACUUGUAUCGUCAUCAUUACACACACCUGGUUCCAAUCCCCCUCUAUCACUGUAUACAUACUCCCUCUGUCAGUCAUUGUAUAUGUUGCUUGUUUUCCUGAGAGGAAUCUCUCCUACUAUUUCCUGAAUACUUUUUUUUUUUUUGCACUGUGGGUUUCGUCCCGCUUUAAUAAAUUCAGUAGUUCUAAACCUGCAGCUGCCUCCUGCCUACUCUUCUCUACACUUGUGACAACAGCUUUGCACACUCUUGGCAUUCUCUCAACCAGCUUCAUGAGGUAGUCACCUGGAAUGCAUUUCAAUUAACAGGUGUGCCUUCUUAAAAGUUAAUUUGUGGAAUUUCUUUCCCUAAUGCAUUUGAGCCAAUCAGGUGUGUUGUGACAAGGUAGAUAGCCCUAUUUGGUAAAAGACCAAGUCCAUAUUAUGGCAAGAACAGCUCAAAUAAGCAAAGAGAACGACAGUCCAUCAUUACUUUAAGACAUGAAGGUCAGUCAAUACUGAACAUUUCAAGAACUUUGAAAGUUUCUUCAAGUGCAGUCGCAAAAACCAUCAAGCACUAUGAUGAAACUGGCUCUCAUGAGGACCGCCACAGGAAUGGAAGACCCAGAGUUACCUCUGCUGCAGAGGAUAAGUUCAUCAGAGUUACCAGCCUCAGAAAUUGCAGCCCAAAUAAAUGCUUCACAUAGCUAAAGUAACAGACGCAUCUCAACAUCAACUGUUCAGAGGGGACUGUGUGAAUUGCUGCAAAGAAACCACUACUAAAGGACACCAAUAAUAAGAAGAUACCUGCUUGGGCCAAGUAACUAAAGCAAUGGACCUUAGACCGGUGGAAAUGUGUCCUUUGGUCUAGAGUCCAAAUUGGUUCAAACCGCUGUGUCUUUGUGAGAUGCGGUGUGGGUGAACGGAUGAUCUCUGCAUGUGUUGUAUCCACCGUAAAGCAUGGAGGAAGAGGUGUUAUGGUGUGGGGGUGUUUUGCUGUUGACACUGUCUGUGAUUUAUCCAAGGCACACUUAACCAGCAUGGCUACCACAGCCUUCUGUAGCGAUACGAUCCCAUCUGGUUUGGGCUUAGUGGGACUAUCAUCUGUUUUUCAACAGGACAAUGACCCAACACAGCUCCAGGCUUUUACCAAGAAGGAGAGUGAUGGAGUGCUGCAUCAGAUGACCUGGCCUCCACAAUCCCCCGACCUCAACCCAUUUAAGAUGGUUUGGGAUGAGUCGGACGACAGAGUGAAGGAAAAGCAGCCAACAAGUGCUCAGCAUAUGUGGGAACUCCUUCAAGACUGUUGGAAAAGCGCUCCAGGUGAAGCUGGUUGAGAGAAUGCCAAGAGUGUGCAAAGCUGUCAUCAAGGCAAAGGGUGGCAAUUUGAAGAAUCUCAAAUAUUAAAUAUAUUUUGAUUUGUUUAACACUUUUCUGGUUACUACAUGAUUCCAUAUGUGUUAUUUCAUAGUUUUGAUGUCUUCAAUAUUAUUCUACAAUGUAAAAAAUAGUAAAAAUAAAGAAAAACCCUUGAAUGAGUAUGUGUGUCCAAACUUUUGACUGGUACUGUAUAUGUUAUUACUGUUACUAAUAAUCCUCAUCAACAACCACAUGGCCGUGACGGCAUUUACAGAGGAAGCAAAUGAAGGUAAACGAAACAAUGUAAUUAAAUGGAAUGAUAACGUAGGCUAUAACAACUAAAGGGAACUAACAGUAAAUUGGCAGUUGAAUAUGUGUGGUUAUGUGGCCCACUGACGGUCAGUACUGAUAGUGGCUAAUAUUUAACAUGAUAGAAAUAGGAAACAGAGAACGUUGGGGUAGCCUAUAAUAAACUCAGUCAAUUUAAAUUCUGCAUAAUGGCACAACAUUUCAUAAACUUUACUGUGGGAAAGUUGAUAUGGUGAUAUUAUGGUGGCAUUAUACAUUUUAGAUUGUAGAUAUGUAGUGGUGUAGUAAUGUUAUGACGUACUGUUUUAUAUUUUGUGUUAUGUGUGAUGUAAGUGCCUUAAUGUGUUUGGACUCCAGGAAGAGUAGCUGCUGCAUUGGCAGCAAAUAAUGGGGAUCCCUAAUAAAUACAAAUACAAAUAUGCUUCAGUUUGCUGCCAUAUGACUGGCUUCAUAUUUGUUUCUAUUAUAAAGUAAAAUAAAUCUAAAACAAGUGUAAUUUAUAUUUACAAUUCCCUUAUCCAAAUAUAUUACUAAUUUACCUAGCUCUUAUCAAUAGCUCUUAUCAAGUUGUAAAUUACAGUGCAUGGAGAAUCUUGUUAUUUCUAUCGGAAAAAAUCAACUAGAUGCUUUUUCCAUUUGGAACCAGUAGGUUCGCUAGACCUGAUUCAUUGUUUCCUCGUGCGUAAAGGUGGUGUAAUUAUUAGGGAAUUAAUUCAAGGUCAGAAUACAGCGUAUCUGUAGACACACCUCUGCCGCACCUUCAUUUAUUUGAUCUCCACCCAAAAAGAAUAGCGGGUGAAUAGCAUGCUAUUCUCAUGCUUAUGUUCGAGGUCAGAAUACGCAUAGAGUGAAAAAUGCAUAAAAAGGGAAUUACGUUCCAUUUACGCGCGCUUAAGUCUGAUCGGAAUCGGCCCCCAAGUGAAUACAAAUACUGUAAAUGAGUUGCCACAAAAUCAUCAUAAAGUGAAUAUAAUAUUAUUUUAUCACUAUUUUGUGAUAAUAUAUAAUAGCUUUCCAAGAGUUAAAUGUUUUUUGGUAAAUCGAUUUCUUUGGUAAAAUGAUUGUCGUAAUGUCAUUCACUCACAGUGAAGACAAAGCCUUCCAGAGUAAGAGGAGUCAAGGAAGCUGCAUUUUGAAAGGUCAUCAUUAGGCUUCCCUCAGCUUAGUGCUGCUAGGGUAGUCUGUUUGUGCUAUCAUGCCAACUCCUUGCCACUCAUUGAAAUUGACAUGACAAUGGCAAUUGGCUUGACAAGGACACUGGACAGCAAUGGAGUAGGCAAGAGCACAAACAGAUCGGGGCCAAGGUAUCAGCACUAUUCACUUUCCUUACUACAUCUUAACCAGGCAAUUAUUUCUUAGUGGUCUUCUUUCUUCUUCUGUGGUUUCAGGUUGUGCACAAGGCGGCCAUCACCGUGGAUGAGACCAGCAACGCCGGGAAUGCCCGUGCCCUGAACAUCUUCGCUAGUCUUCCUCCUCGGCUCACCGUCAACCGGCCCUUCCUCUUCCUCGUUUACCACGAGGCCACCAGCAGCCUCCUCUUCAUAGGCAGGGUGAUCGACCCCUCCAAGAAGUGA